UACGGAGCUCAGUAGUGGAUUUGCCGUGCACAGAGGAGGUUCAGACACUUCGUGGGCUGCGAGAGUGACUCGCUGUGGACUUGGCCUGUCAACACGACGGCAAAAAUGUUACCUAACGCGGUUUAUGAAAGGGUGCCUAUGCACUCCAACAACACAAAAGUUUUUGGAUCUAUGCUGGUCAACGACAAGUCAAACACGCCAUAUUCCGAUGCCACUCAGACUAAGAAACAUCCACCCAACCACAUCAAGCGACCCAUGAACGCCUUCAUGGUCUGGUCGCAGAUGGAGCGGAGGGAAAUCAUCAAGUACGCCCCCGACAUGCACAAUGCUGAGAUUUCCAAACAGCUUGGGCGCCGCUGGAAGAUGCUGUCGGAGGAGCAGAGACGACCAUACCGGGAAGAAGCAGAGCGCUUGAAGGCGUUGCACACUCGGGAGUACCCCAACUACAAGUACCGCCCACGCAAGAAGGGCCAGAAGGCUCAGCUCAAGGGUGUGUCGGAGAAGAGUGGCGGGAAGGUCGUCAAGGCUAAAGAUCACACCAACAGCAAGGAUCGUGCUAAGAACGUUGUAAACGUCAUCAGCAAUACCCGUAUCACUCACACACAGGGGCUUGAUGUCGAUCACAACAAACUGGGAAUCAAGAUCACCAUUAACGACGACUUCAAGAGAACCCACAGAAUGCCACAGAACGGGGUCAUGUCACUGACUCCACAUUCCCCUCCCGAGGUGCCUGCCAGCCCCUCCUGUGAGCUGCCUGACUCUCCAGAGAGUGCUUCAAUGUAUGAAGACCAACCGGCCUUCACCUACAGCCCCUCCGUCACCGCCCAAUAUCACUCAACAAGCACACCAAUUGUCACCAACACUCCAACCAACUUCACCCUCAGUCAUUCAACGUCCGGCCAACUCACGAUAACCAGUCCAAACAAUAUUAAGCAGGAACCGGAUGACCCGUUGUACGAGGCAGUGUAUACUCCACAGAGCCUCGCUUCCCCUGGUCUCAUCCCAAACAUCUCUGAGUCGUCUACAACUCCAUUUAUUAAGACGGAGAUCAAGGCAGACUUCCAGAAUACCAACGAGUUGCAUGUUGAGCAUGCGACGCUCGACGAUCUGUACAACAUCACAGACUUCAUCCCCAUCUCAGACAUGAAGGUCGAUCUGGACUCCAUCGACGCUGAUAUCGACUUCGAUGCCGUUAGCACGAGUUCAGGGUCCCACUUUGACUUCUCCAGUGUAGCUGAGGAGGCCGACACUUUGCUCUCCGAUACGUGGAUCGGAGGCCGGAGCUUCUUGCCGUAAAGGCCGUCCUUCCCCAGCACUUGUUUCACGAGUGCAGUUUUGUUCACCCUGUUUCGUGUCGGCAACGAAAGCCAGAACUUUUGAAUAAUCUGUCCAGCAUAGAUUUUAAUGUACUCUAGUGAAGACAAAAUAGUAUUGUACACGAGACUUGUUGGACGGGACCAAAACAAUUUGCAAAAAUAAUGACAGUCCUACCAUACUUUCAAAGCCUCCAUAAUGGUGCCAGUGCCUUUAACCAUUGCUUCUUAGGACUUUCAAAUCACAGGACCAACAAGAGAUACCAGCAGCUGUGAACCAAGACGGUCAGAUCCAUGAAUUAAGACAGUGCACAAAAAAAUCAACUCGGUGAUGCAUUAUAUACAUACAAAUACAUAUAUUUUCCCUCCACAAGCCUCAUUUGUCAGCCAUUGUACAUAUAUACAUAUAAAUGAAAACUUUGGUUCUGUUAAUUUCGUGAAAGAUGGAACGCUCGUCUGGGUGCAAGUAAAGGACGGAACUGUGACUAUUGGAGGCUUUCUGUGAUGCUUUCUCCUCCGUGGUGUGGAGAGGAAGGGGAGAAAGACCGCUCGAAUGAGGAUUAAAGUUGAAGAGACUUUCAUUGAACGUCUUGCGGCUUUAAAAGUAUAUAUCUAUAAUAUACAGAUACAAAUAAAAAAAUAAUAAAAAAAAGUCAUGUCGAAGGAGGAGCGUUCAGUGUAUAUUUAUCAUAACUAGUGACAAAGGAUCGAUAAGUAACAAAGCAAAAGUCCAGGAGUGAGCAGUGCCCGAGGGCCCGCCAGCCUGGACGCGAGGAGCUCCGGCCACCACCACCACCACCAUCACAGCCACUCUUCCUGAGGAGGGGGUGACACCUGGCCGUGUACCUGUCCUCCGCUCCGUGCCGCAGCUUGCCAAGCAGCCUCAGAGCGGCCCAAUGGUGAGCAAGCGGAGGCAAGUGCAAGGGGCAGAGAGAGGGAGGUGUCCCGGAACCCUGCCAUCACCUGAGUACCUGAGAGGGCACGUCGAGGUGACUCUGCAGAACUGCCAGAACCCUGCGGAACUCCCAGAGAACCCAGCGGCGCCAUGAGGAACCCCACCUCUCCGCCCCCAACCACCCCCCUUCUCCCUCCCCUGGGCGCCGCGAGCACUGGGCAGUGUGCGAAUGAUGUCAUUAGUGCAUUAAGCCAAUCACGAAGAGCAGUUCAGUGGCGUCCACCUUUUAUCUUUCCGCAAAUAAAUAAUCUGUAGUUUCCUAAGCAUUUAUAUUGUUAUGAGAAGUAUAUAUUACCACUAUGAAUUAUAGGCAAGAGCUACGAGUUGUUAUCCUGGCCGUGUGUUGAGUACGUGGCCACCAUGAGUCUGUACUUAGGCGACGUCGCUGGACUUGCUCCCCCCACCACCACCACCCCACUGAUGAUGCUAAUGAUGACGCCACCACGAGGGGUGUGCUAAUACAAAGCAACAAAUGGCAGUUUUUCUUUGUUUGUUUAUGAAUUCUAGUCAGUACAACAAAUAUUACUAUGUACAGUAAUGCUACGUGAACCAAUUCCUCUGCAGGAUGUUUCACUUUUUUUUAUGAUUAUUUGAUGCUUUUAUUUAAUAGCCAUUUUUAUGUUUAUCCGUUCAAAGUUUAUUAAAAAUUUUUGAAUCGGUGGAAGGAAUUAUUUUUUUAAUUUUUUUUAUGUGUGUGCGUGUGUUCAGACUUUGGCUAAUUUAAAUGUUGCUCAAGCAGUGUACCGCGUUACUGAGUGUACCUUUGGGGACACUACCUCUGAGAAGCACUGUGCAGACUGGAGGGAGGAACAUAAGGUGUACCUCUGGCUCCUGGUUGCCUUGAAGAAGCAAUGCAUUCUUAAGGGAAACAGAAGUAUCUAGAGAAGCGCUGUGUGUGCCUCUGGCUGCACAGUGCACCGUUGGAAAUAAGCUGUAAGAAGGUUCAUGCCGUCAGAGGUUUUUUUUUUUUUUCACAAAUGAUCUCAAGCUUCAGCGAAACCCAACCCAUCUGAACAGUGUCUUAUUUGUGCAUUACCAUUACUUUUUUGUUUUGUUUUGUUUUCGUUUCUUCUCAUGGCUCUGCCCAUUUUUCCUUCCUUCUACUCGAUAUCUAUUAUUAUAUUAUUGAUCAUAUUUUGUACAGAGUGUUAUAAUGAGAUAUUCCUUGUACAGUUAAACUAUAUGGCAUUUCUCCGAUAUUGGAAGUUUUAUAUAUUUUGUAGUGUACCGCUCGCCUCCCCAAGUCAGGGGCGGCGGGGGUGAGAAACAAAUACAUUUUUAUAUGUUUCAUGCGAA
Messenger RNA from Portunus trituberculatus (swimming crab), 3564 nucleotides. RefSeq names its product transcription factor Sox-11-A-like. Gene Ontology annotation, biological process: anatomical structure morphogenesis; regulation of DNA-templated transcription; cell differentiation. Lineage: Eukaryota; Metazoa; Arthropoda; Malacostraca; Decapoda; Portunidae. The record is from RefSeq and is a predicted model, not a curated record. Gene Ontology annotation, molecular function: RNA polymerase II cis-regulatory region sequence-specific DNA binding; DNA-binding transcription factor activity, RNA polymerase II-specific.